Tricharina praecox is the source of this 1076-nucleotide messenger RNA. RefSeq names its product Rof/RNase P-like protein. The record is from RefSeq and is a predicted model, not a curated record. Gene Ontology annotation, cellular component: ribonuclease P complex; ribonuclease MRP complex. The transcript has 2 exons. Gene Ontology annotation, molecular function: ribonuclease P RNA binding. Bases 225 to 893 code for a protein of 222 amino acids. Gene Ontology annotation, biological process: rRNA processing; tRNA 5'-leader removal. Lineage: Eukaryota; Fungi; Ascomycota; Pezizomycetes; Pezizales; Pyronemataceae.
GCGAACAAGGUGUUUGGACGGAGUGGUGGUGGUGAGGGAGGGUUAUGGUGGUAAUAUGAGCUUGUAACUUUUCACAACGAAUGACUCGGCCACGAGUCCGCGACCUUUCGCGUAGAAUAAAGGUGGGCACGUGAACUCGCGUCAGCCCCGACGAUAGCUCAUUUCAUGUGCACUAAGCACUCCACCGGCGCUUUCCUCCACUCCUCCACCACCACCACACAACCAUGUCAACGCCCACGCCCACACCCAAGCCGACGAUCCCCGCCUCCCUCGCCGACGCGCACGUGCUCCUCGUCGCACACAACCCGCCCUCGAUCGCAGCGCUAAUCCUCACCGAAAAACUCCCUAAGCCGCUCGCCCUGCACCCGACGCCUACGACGAGCACACCUACCGCGCGCGACCUCCGACGUGCGCCCAAGCCUACCAACACCAACAGGAUCAAGCCGCUCACGGCGCGCGAGAAGCGCGCGCUCGCCGUCCACGCCCUCCCAAAGGACCUCAAGCACGCGACGUUCGCGCCGCUGCGUGAGCUGUGGACGGGGUAUGCGCGCGGGCUGGCCAUGAGCGGUUCUACGGUCAUGGCGCAGAGGCUGGCGGGCGCGGAUCUGCACGGCGCGGUUGUCGAGAUCGUUAGGUCCAGGGCGGUGGAUCGUGUUGGGAUUCGGGGGACUGUGGUGAAGGAGACUAGGGGCGUUGUGGUUAUAGUCACGGAGAGGGAUGCGGUUAAAUCGGUGCCGAAGGAGUUUACGGUUUUUAGAGUUGUGGUCGACAUGGGCGGGGAGAAGGGGAAGGGGAAGGAUAUGGUGUUCGAUCUCCACGGGUCGCAGCUGAUGUUUCGCGCGGCGGAGAGGGCGGGGAGAAAGUACAAGGGAAAGCCUAUGCUCGAUCUAUAGAGUCGAGAUCAAGGUGCUGGCCUCGGUCGAAGGUAGCCGUCCGGAGUUCGGACUACAAACGUUGGCGCAUAGUGACAUUCAAUCCGCGGCCACCACCAAAAAUGGGGUAUGUGUGGGUGUGGGUGUUUUAGUUAUUAUUCCUCUUCUAUAUCCUGAUCCCACCCGUCCUCCAGCCCCUCCAUC